Messenger RNA from Cantharellus anzutake, 1698 nucleotides. Its product is annotated as aspartic peptidase domain-containing protein. The record is from RefSeq and is a predicted model, not a curated record. Bases 1 to 1698 code for a protein of 565 amino acids. The transcript is spliced from 12 exons. Lineage: Eukaryota; Fungi; Basidiomycota; Agaricomycetes; Cantharellales; Hydnaceae. Gene Ontology annotation, molecular function: aspartic-type endopeptidase activity. Gene Ontology annotation, biological process: proteolysis.
AUGUGCCUCUGGGGGGCAUACUCUCUAUGGGCUAGUCUCGGCGCUGCGUUUAUUUUUCUUUCUGCUCCUUCAACCUUUGCGGGUGGAAUUCAUGUUCCUAUCAUCAAUUUGGAUUCCUCAUCAUUGAAAACGCGCUCACUUGGUGUUGGGGCCAUAGGCUUAGGUGAUUUCAAAGAUGUCUCGUACAACGUUCUCGUUAAGAUUGGCGUUGUCACUUUACCCGUGAUCUUGGACACUGGAAGCGCGGAUCUCUGGAUUUUACUUGAUUCAUGUCAAGUCAAUUGUUCUCACAGUCUUCCAGUAUAUCCGCAUAAGUCACUCAAGUAUAGUGGUGUUGACGCGCGACUCUUCUAUGGAGAUUCUACCACGGGGACAUACGCCUUUGGGCCCAUUGGGAAAGAUACAGUAGCUGUCGCCAACUUGUCCAUGCCCAACCAGUGCUUCGCUGGCAUCAAUCAAACGGACACAAACGUUGCUACGAUGAACUCCGUUGGGAUUUUUGGGCUCGGAUUCCCGGUAAACAGCGUCAUCUGGAAUGCACUCUUUAACCAUCAAUAUCCAUCUGGAAUGAUGACCUCCUCCAAUCGCCCCUCUUCCACAACGUCGCAAAGCCCUCGCUCAUCGUCUCUGGCGAAGCGUGGUAAAUAUAACGAAUUGCUGCACCCCCGGAAAGUGUCUCCAGAUAUUGCUUUUGAAUUCAUGCAAAGUUUAGCGACCGUGGAUCAGUUGCUCAGCACCUUCAUCACUAAUGGUCCACUCAUUGCUCGGAUGGCAUUCUCCGGGCUUCUGUUAGAGCCAAGCUUCUCUGUUACUCUGCAGCGUGACUCUCUCGAUAUAGGAGGCAACAUUGGGUUGCUGAGCAUGGGUGGACUCCCAGACUCAUCGUUCACUGGAAUCAAUGGAGUGGACACCCGUAACCUAUCAAACCCUAGUCAGAACAUAGGCUCAACACAGGGAAGAUCAUGGGAAGUGCCAAUCACAAAUGUGUAUCUUGACGGAGAACUGCUGCCAAAAAGUACCUUAAGCACUGGGGUUUCUCUUUCUGCAUUAAUUGACACGGGGAGUUCGCUGAUUCGUGGUCCAAGCGACGUUGUCAGCUUCAUUUAUGGGCGAAUAUCAGGCUCAUCUGAGUCGAUGCAAAAACUUUCUCAUGACAUUCGAUUCAAUUGCCUGGGCAGUGGUCAGCGCUUCCCAGUUGAUCCUCGUGAUUUUGGCAGGCAGGCCGCGAAUAAUGAUAUACAGACUUGCAACUCCAGCAUAGGGUUUUUAUAUGCGUGGAGUCUUGGCGCCCCUUUCUUGAAGUCUGUGCUGGCUUCUUUCUAUUAUGGUAAUUUAACGCAUCCAUCUGUUGACCCUCCAAGAAUGGGUUUUGUCUCGACUGUUCCCCCAAAUUCCAAGGACCUCUUUGCAGCAGCAAUCAAGACAGCGCACAAUAAUUUCCCUGGUCCUCCUCCUCAAAGUGUCCCAAACACUACCCUAACUGGGAUCGCCGGUGUCGCUCUGGCUCCAACUCUGUCUUCAACCGGCCCGACCACCGUAUUCUCCAUCGUCUCUAGCCCCAGUCCAAGCUACACGCUGUCGUUAUCACCAUCUCAAUUCACGUCAACAAACAAUUUCCACAAUUCUGCCCUUCGCACGACACCAAACAUCGCUUGCGUUAUCACCAUUGGUUCCAUCCUCGCCCAUAUAUAUAUCUGA